Messenger RNA from Fusarium keratoplasticum, 834 nucleotides. RefSeq lists its product as uncharacterized. NCBI's taxonomy places the organism in Eukaryota, Fungi, Ascomycota, Sordariomycetes, Hypocreales, Nectriaceae. The coding region runs from base 1 to 834 and encodes 277 amino acids. The transcript is spliced from 4 exons. The record is from RefSeq and is a predicted model, not a curated record.
AUGUCGACUGAAGCAGAACCUCAAUACCUUCUCAAGGAAAGCAACCGUGAGGUUGAGCGUCUCCAGAAGCAGCAUGCGUGGUUUCAGCGAUGCCUGAACAACCAAAUGGUCUUUGCCCCGGUAGAUCUGAACAAAGAGGAACUGAAGGUGCUGGACGUUGGUUGUGCCGAUGGAAUCCUUCUUCGUGAUCUCCAGAAGCAAGUCACUCCUUCCGCUCAGUUGGUGGGAGUAGACAUAAUGAAUAGUUUUAUGCCAUCUUUUCCCCAAGGCAACAUCAGCUAUCAGGUCUACGACGUAUGCGAACCGCCCUCAGGCAAGCUUGAGGGAGCUUUUGACUUUACUCACGUGCGAUAUGUCUUGCCCGGAUGUGCCAAGGUUGGCUAUCAACAAGCUGUUUCUAAUCUUGCUGAUACUCUCGCACCUGGAGGCUGGCUUCAAGUACAAGAAAUGGACUUGGACUACGAUCGCUCUGAAGUUGGGCAAGCAACAAACGACGCCAACCAGAUUUUCUCUGGUAUUUUCGACAAGAUCGGCCUCGGGGCCAGAUUCCCGAGCAAACUCGACAAGGCAUUCGAAGCUGCCGGUCUGGUGAACGUGUCGAUCCAGAAUGUCGAUUUGCCGAUGGGUAAACGACUGGGAGAUGACAAGGCUGCCCAAGACUCCUGGGAGCCGUUUGUCAUUACGAUUCCGAGUGUUAUUGAAACUGCCAAGUCAUUGGCGGCCGAUAUUCCCGAUUCUGUCUACGCCAACCUGGCAGAGAGGUUUGAAAAGGAAGUCAAAGAGCAGGGCUCACUGUGGAGGUCGUUCAUCAUCAUUGGGCAAAAACCUGAAUAA